AUGGCAAGCCAAUCGCACAUGGCCAUGUCCAAGCACACCGACGCCGUUGCGGAGCAUCACAAACGCAUCUUCCAGGCUGCCGGCGACAACAACGAGGAGGAGAAGCACAUUCUUGCCGGUCGCUACAAGACGAAGCUGUGCAAAAACUACGUGGCGAAGGGCGAGUGCCCUUACGAUGUGCGCUGCAUGUUCGCUCACGGUGAAGAAGAACUACGUACAACAGACGAUAACAUCCGAGACGGCCUGACCACCGAAGAGGCGAUCAAGGGCUUCCAGCGUCAGCAGAACCAAGCGAAGCGCCGCGCUGCGUUUGCCACCGGCCGCGAGCACAACAGCCACGACCACCACAGCAGCCACAGCCACAUCGUACGUACCGCGUCCCAUCGAAAUGGGUAUGAGGUGGAGGAGGCUUCGGAAAACGAUGAGGUGUGCCGCAACCACCAUCGCCACCACAGCCUGUGCCUGCUCCGCCAGCACGAGUCCGUGUCUACUCCCCAGCAGCAGCAGUUCCAGUUGCAGAGCGUGAUGACGCAGUGCUACACGCACAACCCGUACGUCUUCGAUCUCAUCCCCUCUGCGGCACGCCUCUUCCCAGUCUACCGCGAGAUGAUCGAGGAGGGCUGCUGGUACGAGGAGGAGCCCGUACCUGCUCCGGAGGACUACUACUUCCCGUCUUCAGAUAUGAUGAUGCCGCUUGUGCCGAGCUUGGUGACGCAGCAGUAUCCCCAGUACCCGCACACGCAGUGCGGCAAGCAGCUUGAGACGGGCGCCUCCGUCAGCAACUACAGCGGUGAGGAGGUCAUGUACGGCCACAGCGAAUCCUCAGCUAGCUCGAUGUACCGCUCGAUGGCGCGCUGCACGGCUGCUGAGCUCCCCAGCAACUCCGACAUUCCGGCCAUGGUGAUGGAGCCUUAA
This is a messenger RNA of Leishmania braziliensis MHOM/BR/75/M2904, 915 nucleotides long. RefSeq lists its product as hypothetical. The record is from RefSeq and is a predicted model, not a curated record. The coding region runs from base 1 to 915 and encodes 304 amino acids. Lineage: Eukaryota; Euglenozoa; Kinetoplastea; Trypanosomatida; Trypanosomatidae. Gene Ontology annotation, molecular function: metal ion binding. The transcript has a single exon.